GAGCGUUUAAACCAUUGCACUCAAAAGAGUCCGCUCAGCGACUUUAUUGAUGCCCCAUGUUUCAACGGUAAGCUAGUGACUGAGAAAAUCAGUGUGGCAUAUGCUGAAGUAGAAGAGAAGGUCAUGAAACUGUGGGCUUUGUACUCACCGAAGCUGGUCGUCCAUAUUGGUGUGCAUCCGGAGCACCAUCACAUUAAAUUUGAGCAACGGUCGUUUGGAGGAGGAUACUUGGAGUAUGACGUAAACGGCUGCGUUCCAGCAGAUAACGUCUGCCCAACGAGUUUAGAACCAAUUCUGAGCACAUCCAUUGAUUGUUCAGAGUUGGCUUUGAAGGUCACUGAAGAACUGGGAUAUGAGAACGUAAUGAUCACUGCUUCAGAUGAUCCUGGAAGGUACUUGUGCGCCUAUUCGUUCUACAUUUCGCUUUCCCACGACGCUUCUCGUUCGCUGUUCAUUCACGUGCCGCCGUUCGACUCCACCUGUACACUCGAAAUGGUUACUACAGUGGUUCAGAGGGCGAUCACAAUUAUCUUACGUAAUCUGAAUACUAAUUAA
This is a messenger RNA of Angiostrongylus costaricensis, 555 nucleotides long. The record is from the annotation of a GenBank genome assembly. Lineage: Eukaryota; Metazoa; Nematoda; Chromadorea; Rhabditida; Metastrongylidae.